Molecule: messenger RNA, 1794 nt
Organism: Cuscuta campestris
Lineage: Eukaryota; Viridiplantae; Streptophyta; Magnoliopsida; Solanales; Convolvulaceae
Source: the annotation of a GenBank genome assembly
GAAACCACGAAGAGUUGUUGUGUAGUUUUGUCUCCUCCGCGACGCCUUCCGCCACCAUCAUCCUCCGGUUGCUGUCAAAUCAUCUUCUCCGUCCGCCACCAUCAACCGCCGGUCGUCUACCCAUCUUCCGUCACCGUCCACUUGAAAUCUCAGUAUUAGAAGACAACAAAGUUCUUGGCAUCCUCCAAGCAAAACAAGAAAAAUCGUCGUGGUGGUGACGAGAAUGCCCCUGCUAGCGCCACGCACACCGGUGGUCUGUUGUCUUUUCGCGAGUCUCAAGCACGCCUUGGUAAAAGUAGACAAGCUUCUGACUUGUACUCUUCGUACACACACACAUACGAAGAAACAUGAUGGGAAGACCUACGUCAAUAUGAAGACAUAAAAAGUAUCACAAAACUACGUAGUCACGCAGGAGGCAGUUCGAGAAUAAUGCUUAAAUGUGACACGUGACCAGAUUUUUAUAUCUACAGUCGGAAGACAUGAUGCCAAAAAUCGUGUUCAUGGUGUUGGAGAUCUCGCACGAAGCCUACCACGAAUGCAUGCAAAGUAGGUUGCUAUGGAUGUUCUGUGAAAUUGAAAAAAUGGCAGCUUUCUGUAUUCGUGCUGUAAAAUUGGCGACGGAUUUGGCGAUGGAAUAUCAUUUCCGUCGCUUUACCGGUUCAGUGGGACCCGAUGGAUUCACCUUUGAUGAGAUUCGAGAUCUCGUUCUUGGCGAGGACGUCAAAAGAAAGAGUUCUGGGGAGUCAUCUGGUGAAUUGUUACAUGUUGGUGGGAGCAGGAACAGACAAAGGAGUCAGUCGAACACUCGUGAUAGCUCAGGUGUAACGUGCUGGAAGUGCAAGGAGGUCAUAGAUUCUGGUGCUUCAUUUCAUGCUACCCACAGCGGUGAAGCAUUGCAGAAUCUAGUUGUUGGGGACUUUGGAAAGACUUUGAAGGAUGUCAGAGUUGUUCCAGCCUUGAAGAAAAGUUUGAUUUCUGUCAGGCAGUUGGACGAACAGGGACAUGAGGUGAAGUUCAGAGAUGGGCAGUGGAAGGUCGUGAAGGGAAAUCUUUUCAUGGCCCGUGGAAAGAAGAGAUGUUCGCUAUAUAUGGUCGAGUUACCAUCUGAGGGAGUGACCGUCCCAGUUCAGAAGAGAAACAAAGUCCGGUUCACAGAGUCUCGUGGGCAGAAUAAGAUUAUCUAUGCAAGAGAGAAACCUAGAGACAUAGGUCAGACUCAGGAUGAACGAGUGAGGAAAGGUUCAAUGAGGCCAGUCAGAGGUAUUUGUAGUAGUGGGAGCUCAAGAGGCGCUUCAGCCAAGUUGCCUAGAAGACAGUGGGUCAGAAGAACCAGUAUUCCAGCUGUUGGAACAUUUCCAGAAAAUUUCUUGCUGAGUACGAAGAUUGUUUAUUCUCAGAAUGUUCCAAGAUCCGGCAGUGUGCGUCUGCAAAGGGAGCCGGUAGGGACCGAGGACGAGUCAGGGGCAGAUUUUUCCGUGACUGAUGUGUUGGAGCUUGGGAGAGCUUCAACGGGCCUUUCAGUUGUCUGAUGAUAGGGCCGCUGCAACAGGAGAGCUGAGGAAGAUUACUCAAUGUACAUGCGAUCGCGGCGGAUGGCAGUUGAUGAUUAUCAAUCCUCCAAGUGGGAGAAUGUUGGGCUUUGUGGAGGCUUGUUUGUCGGCCCGGCCCAGUUGUGCGUAGCCCUAGCUAUUUCCCUAUAUAUAGAGGGCUUGUAUUUGUAAUCUUUGCACCACCCCUGCCCCCACCAGGCGACCUCUACAGAAUAAAGCUCUAUAAUGAAAAUUUGGUUUUGAU